Penicillium egyptiacum is the source of this 146-nucleotide messenger RNA. The record is from the annotation of a GenBank genome assembly. NCBI's taxonomy places the organism in Eukaryota, Fungi, Ascomycota, Eurotiomycetes, Eurotiales, Aspergillaceae.
UGCUGUUACGCCAGCUAUCGACAGCACGCUGGAUCAAUCCACGCUUGCCCCUCAGAGCAGGAUUCAGCUCUGCCAGCGCCCAACCGACGGCAUUGCAUUCGGUUUCAUAGACCAGCCGGUUCCCGCGAUACUGGUCCUUACUGCAA